GGAAGAGAUGAGUCUUCAGAAGCUAAUUGACUAGGGCAGGAUCAGGAAGCCAAAGCACAUCAAUAGAAGGGAGGUGUCUAGAAUGGAAGAACAGAAGGAAAACCGACUAGAUUAUGAGUCCGAAAAAAUGGAAAUCUUAAGAUUGGCCCAAUCAAAGAAGAACAUUAUCAGUUUGAACAUGGAUCUUGAAAGGGAUAUGCAGAGAAUUGAUGAAGCCAACCAGGAGCUGCUUCUCAAAAUACAAGAAAAAGAAAAUGAAGUCCAGAAGCUGGAAAAUGAGAUCACCCAGACUGGAGACCCUGCAGAAGAUGAGGAUUGGGAGAAGGAAAACUACACUGUGAUGGAAAGAGAAAGAGCCCUGCAGGAGCUGGAGGAAGAAACAGCCAGACUUGAGAGGAAGAAUGAGGCUCUGGUCCACAGUAUCUCAGAACUUCAGAGAAAGCUUACAAGGAAAUCACAAAAGACAAUCAGGUGUGAACAAGGUGAUCUGGAAAUAACCCCAGAAGAGUCAAAGGUUAAGUUACAACAGCUGGAGAUUUCCUGUGUAAAUCAAGAAAAGGAGCUUGGCAAGAUAAUGGAAGACUAUGCAUUUGUGUCUCAGCUCUGUGAAGAUCAAGCUCUCUGCAUAAAGAAGUACCAGGAAGCAUUGAAGAGAAUAGAAGAAGAGCUGGAGACAGGAUUCCUUGAAAGAGAAGUAUCAAAAGUCUUAAGCAUGGAUUCUGAGAGAGAAAAGAGUAACAGCCUAAAAAGCAAGGGUAACUCCAUCACCAAGAAGGCAUCAAGGUUCAGUAAAAGGGUUUUUCGCUCCCUCUUGUUUACCACACUAUUUUUCAUCAAAUUGCUGGGGUACCUGAUCUUCCAUUUAAGCUUUAUAAAUCCCGACCUACUCAUCAACGCACUGCCCAAGAUACUGAGCAGAGACAUCUUGUGGAAGCUGCGAUGCUUCCUCUUUCCAUCUCUCACACUUGAGACAGAAGACAUGUUACCCCACUGAUCCCAAGCAGUGUCUGUGAGCAGCAGAAGGCAAGAGGGACACAGGAUUGUAGACGUGGAGGGUAGAGGUACUCCUCGGUUU
Molecule: messenger RNA, 1075 nt
Organism: Phodopus roborovskii (desert hamster)
Lineage: Eukaryota; Metazoa; Chordata; Mammalia; Rodentia; Cricetidae
Gene: Tmco5a
Product: transmembrane and coiled-coil domains 5A
Exons: 12
Coding region: 83-994 (303 amino acids)
Source: RefSeq, a predicted model, not a curated record